Molecule: messenger RNA, 6900 nt
Organism: Amphimedon queenslandica
Lineage: Eukaryota; Metazoa; Porifera; Demospongiae; Haplosclerida; Niphatidae
Product: DNA polymerase epsilon catalytic subunit A-like
Exons: 54
Coding region: 79-6846 (2255 amino acids)
Biological process (GO): base-excision repair, gap-filling; nucleotide-excision repair, DNA gap filling; leading strand elongation
Cellular component (GO): epsilon DNA polymerase complex; nucleus
Molecular function (GO): zinc ion binding; DNA-directed DNA polymerase activity; single-stranded DNA 3'-5' DNA exonuclease activity
Source: RefSeq, a predicted model, not a curated record
AUUUUGUGAACAACUGGCAACACUGGGGCGGGCUCUCAGUCUCGGCUUUGGUGCGAGAUCCUCCGCGAAAUCUUUAGUAUGUGUGCGGCUCCCCUCCACAUAGAUGAUGAGAACUACCAGCCUGUUCUAAAAGGGAAAAAAAGAGAAGAAAGAGAGGAUGGGUCCAGUAGAUACCAGAGGGCUCUACGAUCAGAUGAGAUGGACAGGAAGUUUGGAUACGAGAGAUACCUUGAGCUGGAGGAGAAGAUGGGAUGGCUGAUUAACUUUCAUCCAUCUGAUGUAAUGGAUGAUAAUCAGCGUCUAGUCAGUGCUGUUGAUUUUUAUUUUGUUGAAGAAGAUGGCAAUCGUUUCAAAGUCUCCCUCCCUUACCAACCUUACUUUUACAUUGCUACUCAGAAAGGUGUUGAGAGAGAAGUGAGUUUGUUCUUGAGUCGUAAAUUCUCUGGCCGUCUUGCCGGGAUCGAUACAGUGGAAAAGGAAGACCUUGAUUUACCUAAUCAUCUUGUUGGUUUAAAAGCAAUUUAUUUAAAGCUGAGGUUUCAUAGUGUUGAUGAUCUCAUGAAAGCAAAAAGGGAUAUUGUUCCAGCUGUUAAGAGGAAUAAGACCAGAGAGAAGUCUAAAGCUGUAUAUGAUCCUGGUCUAUUCACAGGUGGUUUUGUGUCCAGUACUGGAGGGGCCAGUCAUACAGUAACUGAUCAAAUGGAGAAUAUCAUUGAUAUAAGAGAACAUGAUGUACCAUAUCAUAUAAGAGUGGCUAUUGAUAAUCGCAUUAAUGUGGGUCAUUGGUAUUAUGUUAAAGGGUGUGGUUUAGAUCCUCCUGAGAUUCGUAUGUUAGAAGAUGAGCCUGAUAGACCAGAUCCUGUCAUCAUGGCGUUUGAUAUUGAGACUACAAAGUUGCCAUUGAAGUUCCCUGACGCUAGCUCUGAUGUCAUCAUGAUGAUAUCAUACAUGAUUGAUGGACAGGGAUAUUUGCUAACAAAUAGAGAGAUUGUUGGUGGAGAUGUUGAGGAUUUUGAGUACACACCAAAACCAGAAUAUGAAGGACCUUUUAGAGUAUACAAUGAACCCAAUGAGGUGUCUCUACUGAGAAAAUUCUUUGAUCAUAUUACUCAAGUUAAACCUAAUAUCAUAGUCACAUACAAUGGCGACUCAUUUGAUUGGCCUUUUGUUGAGGCAAGGGCUGAGUUUUAUCACAUAUCAAUGUAUGAUGAGAUUGGGUUUGCUCCCGACUCACUUAAUGAGUAUAAGAGCAGGCCUUGUAUUCACAUGGACGCAUUUAGGUGGGUAAAGAGAGACAGUUAUUUGCCAGUUGGUAGUCAGAACCUCAAAGCUACUACUAAAGCUAAACUCCGUUAUGAUCCAAUAGAGUUAGACCCUGAGGAUAUGUGUAGGAUGGCCAGUGAGCAACCACAGGUAUUGGCUAGUUAUUCAGUCUCUGAUGCUGUUGCUACAUAUUACCUUUAUCUCAAAUACGUUCAUCCAUUCAUAUUUGCACUGUGCACUAUAAUCCCAAUGGAGCCUGAUGAGGUAUUGCGUAAAGGAUCAGGCACACUCUGUGAGGCUUUACUAAUGGUCCAGGCAUACCAUGGGAACAUUAUAUUCCCCAACAAACAAGAAUCAACAUUAAACAAGUUAACUGAUGAUGGUCAUUUAUUGGACAGUGAAACGUAUGUUGGAGGUCAUGUGGAAGCACUGGAGUCUGGAGUCUUCCGUAGUGACAUUCCUUCAAGAUUUAAACUGAGUCCUGACAUGUUGCAGUGUCUUGCUGAUAAUGUGAACAGAACAAUGAAGCACGCUCUUGAGGUUGAAGAGAAGGUACCACUUGAAGAAGUCACAGACUUUAAUGAGGUUUGUAGUGAAAUAGUUUCUAAACUGAUUAACCUGAAGGAGACUCCACAGCGACUGGAGCAUCCAUUGAUAUAUCAUCUUGAUGUUGGAGCUAUGUAUCCUAACAUUAUACUCACCAAUCGCCUUCAGCCACCUGCUAUUGUUGAUGAGGUCAUGUGUGCUUCGUGCGACUUCAAUAAACCAGGCUGCACCUGCCAGAGACACAUGGACUGGAAAUGGAGAGGAGACUUCUUGCCUGCAAGUCGUAAUGAGUAUCAAAGUAUUAAGUUACAGUUAGAGAGUGAGACGUUACCAGGACUAGCACCUGGUGAUCCUCCUCGCAGCUAUCAUCAACUCCCUCCUAUUGAACAAGCGAGCAUUGAGAAGAAACGUCUAGCAGAUUAUUGUCGUAAAGCUUAUAAACGUGUCCGUGUGACAAGAGAAGAGUUACGAAGCACAACAGUCUGUCAGAAAGAAAACUCGUUCUAUGUGGACACUGUCAGAGCAUUUCGGGACCGUCGGUAUAAAUUCAAAGGAUUGUUGAAAGUUUGGAAGAAGAAACUUGACGCUGCUAAACAAGAAGGAGACCCAGCAGAGAUAAAGAGCUGCAAGAACAAAGAAGUACUGUAUGACUCACUACAGCUAGCACACAAAUGUAUCCUCAAUUCCUUUUAUGGAUAUGUAAUGAGGAAAGGGGCACGUUGGUACUCAAUGGAAAUGGCUGGUAUAGUGUGUUACACUGGAGCCAGUAUCAUUACUCACGCUAGAGAAAUUGUUGAACAAAUUGGGCGUCCACUGGAGUUAGAUACUGAUGGUAUUUGGUGUAUCCUCCCCUCAAGCUUUCCUGAGAAUUUUGAAUUCCACACUACAGGGAAGCGUCCUAAAGUGACUGUGUCAUAUCCUGGAGCUAUGUUGAAUGUUAUGGUUCAAGAUAAUUUCACUAACCAUCAGUACCACACACUAAUUGACCCUGGGAAACUGGAGUAUAACCAAACCAGUGAGAACUCUAUCUUCUUUGAAGUUGAUGGUCCUUAUAAAGCUAUGAUACUACCAGCAUCAAAGGAAGAAGGAAAGAAACUAAAGAAAAGGUAUGCUGUCUUUAAUGAAGAUGGUACACUAGCUGAAUUAAAGGGAUUUGAAGUUAAAAGACGCGGAGAACUACAAUUGAUAAAGAACUUCCAGUCCUCAGUAUUUGAGGCAUUCCUCAAUGGCAGUACACUCCAAGAGUGCUAUGAGUCUGUGGCCACAGUGGCUAACUUCUGGCUAGAUGUACUUUAUAGUAAGGCUGCUAAUAUGCCAGACUCUGAGUUAUUUGAUUUGAUAUCUGAGAACAGGAGCAUGUCACGGAAGCUCGAGGACUAUGGGCAGCAGAAGUCAACGUCCAUCAGUACAGCUAAGAGAUUAGCUGAAUUUCUUGGAGAUCAAAUGGUCAAAGAUGCUGGCUUGAGCUGUCGUUUCAUAAUUGCUUGUAAACCUGAAGGAUCACCAGUGACAGAGAGAGCAAUACCACUAGCUAUAUUCCAGGCAGAGCCCACCAUCACUAGACACUAUCUUUGUAAAUGGUUAAAGUGUUCAGCUCUUGAUGACUUUGAUAUAAGAGCAAUAUUAGAUUGGAAGUAUUACAUAGAGAGGCUUGGUAGUGCUAUACAGAAGAUCAUUACAAUACCUGCUGCUAUGCAAGGGGUAUCUAAUCCUGUUCCCAGAGUGACUCAUCCUGACUGGUUGCACAAGAGGCUCCUGGAGAAGACUGAUGUAUGCAAGCAACAGAGAAUCAGUGAAAUGUUCACAGUUCUACCCUCAAGGCAACAACAGGAUGAUUCAGAGAAUAUGGAUACAAGUAAUGAGAUGAGUGGUGGUGGUACUAAAAGACGUCUUGAUGAUAGCACUGGAGAUAUCGAAGAGACUAAUUGGAACAAGAGACAACGUAAAGGAGGACAAGCAACACUCCCACUAGUCACCAGACACACAGCCUCACCCUCACCAUCACAAGUAUCACAAAACAUGAGGUCCUGGAAGGAAAUUCUAGGACCCCCUCCAUCUUGUGGACACACUAGAAGUGAGUUCCUUGUCUGGUUGGAUUACCAUAAGAGAAAGUGGCAGAUACAGAGAGGGCAGCGAAAAGAGCGUCACAUCAGAAGGAACCCUUCUCUUAGCGGUGGACUUACUUCUUUCUUUGAUAGCAGGAGCACUUCGACUAACAUGUCAGGAUUCCUCAGACAGAAGAACAGGGCACUAGCCGAACAACCAUGGCAGAUAAUACAGGUGUCAGAGACACAGACGCCAGGCCAGUUUACUAUGUGGGUCCUAGUUGAUGAUGACCUUCAUCAAUUGAAGCUUUCUAUCCCAAGGAUAUUCUAUGUUAACUCGAGAGUAUCGAGACAGCUAACAACGUCUGAUGAUGAUGAUACCUCUGCAUGGCGUAAUGUAUCAAAGAUACUGCCCAGAGCUACUCCUCCUAUCAAUCUUUAUGAGUACAGUGUACCGGAAACCAUCUUCAAAGAACAUGCUGGUGAAUUGGUGACACAGUUGUCUUCUCCUGAUAUUGAAGGCGUGUAUGAGUCCAAUGUUCCUCUUGAUUUCAGAUCAGUCGUCUCACUUGGUUGUGUCUGUACUGUUAAUAAAGCUUUCUCUAAAGCAGUUUUGAAUAGAUCAAUAGACACCUUUCAGUUAUCACAAUUAGACUACAAGACAGUAGCUCAGUAUCCCUACAUGGAGAAGGAUUGUGUUAAACUGAUACAUUUCUAUCAGUGCUCAUGUGAGUCUACAUCUUUAUAUGGCUUGUUCAUGAUGGGUACUGGUAAAGCUCAUGUCUUUGGGAUUGAUACUGUAAGGACCAACCAAAUGCCUAACCUUAGCAACCUCUAUCGAUCUGAGAGAAACUCAAGGAUCAGUGAGUUUGGUCCUGGUUACCCUUUGCCACCGGAAGACUUCACGUUUGAUGUUAGUAUUGACACUGAGGCCAGACGAGCUCUUAGAAGCAUACAAAGAUUAUUAGUGGAUUAUAAGGAAUCUCAUCACGGGCCCACUGUGAUAUUAAUACAGACUCAUACUGGGAUAGCAGAGCUACGCAAUGCAGUCCCUGCUCUUGAUCAGUUCCCACACGUACUCAUUCCCUUUAUUGAGAGUGAUAAUCAUUACCUAUUACUGGACUGGCAGAGAUCAGCUUCUAAGAAAAUGAUUGCUCAGUUACUAAAUGCACCUACAUGGCUUCACAAUCGAUUGGAGUAUGCUCGCUAUGCUCACAUACCAGUUGGUAAUUUCUGUCCUGAUGCUGUGGUCUAUGCUGCUGACGUUUUCUAUUCGCGUCAUCUUGCAAGACAUAAUCAUGUGAUAUGGGCUACCCCAACCGACCAGCCUGACCUUGGUGGACAUGAGUCUGAUGAUUAUCGUCUUAUGAUGGAGACUGAUGAUGGGAGGAGUCUGGAACUGAACAAUCCUGGGCUCUAUCCUUCAACGUGUAUAGAACUGAGUAUUGAGGGACUGGCAGUGACUGCUGUACUGCAGGCUAGUCAUAUUAAUGAUUAUGAGGGAGCCUCUAGCACUAGCAUCAGCUUUGACUAUGCACCUCAAGCUUCAUUGGAAGAUCUGAUGGAUGGUACAGCAGCAGCUUCACUGUCAAUAUAUGAUGAAGCUGCUCUUUGUUCCAAUGCCUUCAAAAUAUUAAGAGGGCUAGUACACACAUGGCUACAUGAAGUUUCUACACGUCAGACAACAUAUGCCGACUUUCAAUUACAGCAUUUUUACAGAUGGAUCAGUAGUCCAAAUUCAUUGCUAUAUGAACCAGCAUUGUGUCGCAUGAUUCAUAAACUAAUGAGUAAACUCUUCAUGCAGUUAGUGGGGGAGUUUAAGAGACUUGGCUCUAUGGUGGUCUAUGCUGAUUUUAACAGGAUCAUACUAAGCACUAAGAAAAGGAAACUCUCUGAUGCCUCUGCUUACAUUAAAUUUGUUUGUAAGAGUAUUUAUUCGCGUGAUCUCUUCCACUCAUUAAUAUUACAACCCAAGGGCUGCUGGAAACUUUUGCUAUGGAUGAAUAAAGCAAAUUAUGGUGGGAUUCGCAUACCUUUACCUGAAUCACUGCAUUCCAGAUCAUUGGAAGAGUUACGGUCGGUGGAUGAGAUUCUAGUGGCAGAUGAAGUAGAAGAAGAGCCUCGUUAUAGCUUGGACAUGAAAUGGAAUAUUGUGAAUUAUUUACCAGAAAUUUCUUCGGUCCAGAAAGUUUUCAACAUCGCCCUAGGGGGUUACAUACAGGGUCUGUAUGAGAAGAUACAGGAACUUAUGUCUGUGAGUAGUACACAGCCUAAUGAUAGCUCACUAGUCACUUCAAUUGUAUCUUAUUCUCAAGACUUGAUUGAGAGACAGCUCAGUGAGAAACUGUUUUCGCUUGCACAAGAUAUUCAUCGCUCGCUUGGCGUCAGCUUAGAUUCAAGCGAGUUAUUUCCCCAGCUGCCUGGCUCUCACCUCUCCCUCACUAAUCCAGCACUGGAGUUUAUCAAAUACAUGUGUGAGAUACUGUCACUGGACUCCACUACACAGCAGCAAGUGAAUAAACUAAGACGGGAUCUGCUCAAGUUGAUUGGUGUCAAAGAGUUUUCAGAGGAAGCAGUGUUUGUUGAUCCUUGUUGCUCUUACGUGUUAGCAUCUGUGAUAUGUGAGCAUUGUAAUCAUUGCAGGGACAUUGAUUUGUGUCGUGAUCCACACACUACGUAUGACCAGCAAUUAGACAAAUCAAUAUGGCAUUGCUCUCAUUGUAACAGUCAGUAUGAUCAAGACGUGAUUGAGUUAAAGCUGAUCGAUAUUGUUCACAAUAGAUCAGUCGGCAUGGUUAUACAGGAUCUCAAAUGCGUCAAAUGUCAAGGGGUAAAAGAGACCAACAUGCCUGAUUAUUGUAGUUGUGCUGGUCAGUUUACUGAGACUGUUUCAUUGAAACAAUAUGAAGAACAGCUCAGAACAUUCAAGACCAUUGCACAGCACUUCAAGAUGUCACUUCUAGAUGAAACUGUUUCUUGGUUAUUAUCGUAACUUUUUAAAAAUAAUGAUAAUUUUAUCAAAAAAUAAUUACCGUAUAGCUGGAAA